Molecule: messenger RNA, 432 nt
Organism: Thermochaetoides thermophila DSM 1495
Lineage: Eukaryota; Fungi; Ascomycota; Sordariomycetes; Sordariales; Chaetomiaceae
Exons: 3
Coding region: 1-432 (143 amino acids)
Biological process (GO): clathrin-dependent endocytosis; protein transport
Cellular component (GO): intracellular membrane-bounded organelle; AP-2 adaptor complex
Molecular function (GO): clathrin-cargo adaptor activity
Source: RefSeq, a predicted model, not a curated record
AUGUUGUCAUUCAUCCUCAUUCAAAAUCGGCAAGGCAAGACUCGCCUGGCCAAGUGGUACGUCCCGUACACCGACGAGGAGAAGAUUAAGCUCAAAGGCGAAAUCCAUCGUCUAGUCGCGCCGCGUGACCAAAAGUACCAGUCCAACUUCGUCGAAUACCGUAACCUCAAGGUUGUUUACCGGCGGUACGCCGGCCUAUUCUUCUGCGCAGGAGUCGACACAAACGACAACGAGCUGGCCUAUCUCGAGGCGAUCCACUUCUUUGUUGAAGUCUUGGACGCUUUCUUUGGCAACGUGUGCGAGCUGGACCUGGUCUUUAACUUUUACAAGGUCUAUGCAAUUCUCGACGAGGUGUUCCUGGCUGGUGAGAUUGAAGAAACAAGCAAACAGGUUGUGUUGACAAGAUUGGAGCACCUGGAUAAACUGGAGUAA